Messenger RNA from Oryza sativa Japonica Group (Japanese rice), 1345 nucleotides. RefSeq names its product protein LOW PSII ACCUMULATION 1, chloroplastic. The record is from RefSeq and is a predicted model, not a curated record. NCBI's taxonomy places the organism in Eukaryota, Viridiplantae, Streptophyta, Magnoliopsida, Poales, Poaceae.
AAAAAAACAGAGAAAAAGAAAUCCUACCCUCCAUAGCGAGCAGUGGUGGUCUGCACUCUGCAGGCAGGCAGGCACCCAGGCCUGCAGCUCGAUGGCGCCGCCGCCGCCGUCGCCGCCGCGAUCUCUCACCUCCGUCUCCCUCCGGACUCCUCUGAGCCCUCUCCUCUUCCUACGGCCAGCUUCUUGCAAUCCAUCGGCGGUCUCCGGCUCCUGCAGCAGCGGAGCAUGCCGCGGCGUGCGCUGCUCGGCGGCGAACAAGCCUUCUCCUUCCACCGCUCCGGGCACCGAGGUAAGCUCGACCUCCAUGGCAAAGAUAAGGAGUGAGGUGCUGUCCCCGUUCCGCUCCGUGCGGAUGUUCUUCUACCUCGCGUUCAUGGCCAGCGCCGGGCUCGGGGCCCUCAUCGCGCUCACGCAGCUCAUCCCGGCGCUGUCCAGCCCGGCGAGGGCGGCCGCCGCGGGGGAGACGCUCAAGGGCCUGGGCAUCGACGUCGCGGCGGUCUCCGUCUUCGCGUUCCUCUACUGGCGCGAGAGCAAGGCCAAGGACGCGCAGGUGGCGAAGCUCACGCGGGAGGAGAACCUGUCCAGGCUCAGGAUCCGCGCCGGCGAGGGCCGCCCGCCCGUCCCGCUCGGCGAGCUGAGGGGCACCGCGCGGCUCGUCAUCGUCGCCGGCCCCGCGGCGUUCGUCACCGAGUCGUUCCGCCGGAGCAAGCCGUUCUUGAAGGACCUCAUGGAGCGCGGCGUGCUUGUCGUGCCCUUCUCGACGGACGGCAACGCGCCGGACCUGCAGUUCGACGAGGCCGACGAGGAGGAGGAGGAGGCGGCGGCGGCGGCUGGGAAGAUGAAGCGGAGGCUCUGGCAGCUCACUCCGGUUUACACUUCUGAAUGGGCCAAAUGGCUAGAUGAGCAGAAGAAGCUAGCCAACGUGUCACCUGAUUCCCCCGUGUAUCUCUCGCUCCGGCUGGACGGCCGCGUCCGUGGCAGCGGCGUCGGGUACCCGCCGUGGCAAGCGUUCGUGGCGCAGCUGCCGCCGGUGAAGGGGAUGUGGUCCGGCCUCCUUGAUGGGAUGGACGGGAGGGUGCUUUGAAUAUUUGACUGAUACAGACCGUGAAAACAUUAGUUGAUUGGAGAAAAAAAAGGACGGCCGGGUUCGAUCUAUAGCUUAUACUAGAACAAGAACAGGAAGAGUUUGAUGAUUGCUUUAACUUCUGUGGGGUUGAUUUUGCUUCCUGCAUCCCAGCGACAUCGCCCAAGUGAAUGUGAUAUGCCAUGUGCCCAUGUACAUGUUGUUUUGCAGCCUACGUGACUUGAUUAUUAACGAGAAUCCUGUGUCAAAGAUCGCUUUUUC